This is a messenger RNA of Xiphophorus hellerii (green swordtail), 1899 nucleotides long. Its product is annotated as B-cell receptor CD22-like. Bases 383 to 1738 code for a protein of 451 amino acids. The record is from RefSeq and is a predicted model, not a curated record. NCBI's taxonomy places the organism in Eukaryota, Metazoa, Chordata, Actinopteri, Cyprinodontiformes, Poeciliidae. The transcript has 8 exons.
AAAGAUGCACAGCAAAUUUUCUCGCUGAUGCGUGACGACUUCCUGUUUUAUAACGGCGAAGAAACGGUGAGUCUGUCUAAAUUUACACAGGAACAUCUGAACAGUUGAAUGCAGUCGUUGGACAUCACUUCUGCUGAACUCCUCAGUCCUUUAUUCAGGUUUAUUUCUCCAGUGCAGCCGUUUGUCAUACAUCAUGAUGAGCAAAAUGUUCCUGAGUGUCCUCUUUUUUACAAUUCCGUUACAAAAGUACAUUUAUAGAAGAUCUUAAGUUAAGAAAAGCGAGCCUGGUGCGGAGAUCUUCUCUAAGUUGUUCUCUGGUUGUCCAGCAACUUACGGUCAUGUGUUGUGAGGACAGCUAGAAGCCGUGGCAGAUUUGUUUACAAUGCAAACACAGUAUGUAUGGGUCAAUUUAACAGUAAUUGUGGCCCCUGGUUUUGCAGGCUCCGUGGUCGCUUGUGGUCACGAUGUGGGCCUGUUCAUUACUGCACCGACACCGAUGGAGGCUCUGAAUGGAUCCUGUUUACAUAUUCCCUGUAACUUCACAGCUAAAAGUGACGGCAGCUCUUCCAGUGGAGAACCUGUCGGAGUUUGGAUGAAAAGUGACCCAAGUUUCUCAACAUUUCCACAGAAUGUGAUUUUCAACAGCAGUGACACGACAAACGUCUAUCCCAUGACCAUAACUGGCAAUCUGAAGGAGAAAAACUGCACCACUUUGUUUUCAGGCGUAAACCAAAGUCAUGCAGACACAUAUUACUUCAGAAUUGAACACGGCCAAUUUAAGGCUUCGGCUAUUUGUCAUGCUCUUGAAAUAAAAAUAAAAGAUUCUCCUUGGAGUCCCAGCAUUAAUCUUCCCUCUGACCUGAAGGAGCAUCAGUCUGUCACUAUAACCUGCUCAGCUUUCACUCCCUGUCCACAAUCACCUCCUGAACUCACCUGGAAUCUCCAACAAGACUCUCUCAGACAAACAGAGAAAAACACAGAGGGAAUCUUUACAACUAAAAUCCAGAAGAACAUCACUCUGUCAGACACACAUGAUGGAUACAACAUCAGCUGUUCUGCCACAUAUCCUGUGAUUGGAGGAAACAAAACAGCAGAGACAGAAGUGACUCUCAGUGUUUCAUAUGCUCCUAAAGACACCUCAGCAUCCAUCAGUCCAUCAGCUUUGGUGUCAGCAGGUAGCUGGGUGGAGCUGAGCUGCUCCAGCAGAGCCAAACCUCCACCCAGCUUCACCUGGUUCAGGAACAACAAACAAGGAGCCAUGAACGUAUCUAUGGAGCAGAUUUACAGCUUCAAUGCCACUGAGGGAGGAGAGUAUUACUGUGUGGCUACAAAUCAUCUGGGGAAUGAGAGAUCAUCUGGGAUCUUUCUGAGUUUUGAAGUUUCGUCACAGCAAUUUGAGCACUGGCUGGAAAUUUGCACUGGAGUCAUUACGAUCAUCGGUGUUGGUGUCUGUAUUUGCGCUAUCGUUUGCUGGAGGAGAAAAAAGAUGACAGAUGCAGCCGUACCACGGCUACAGUUCGAAAACAGUAACGAGUCUGCAAGAAGCACAGAGGAGGAAGAAAAAGAACAAACCCUCCAUUAUGGAGAGAUUCAGUUUCUAAAGCGAAGCCCUGAACCAUCCAACUGCAGAGUGGAGUUUAACACAGUCUACUCUCAGGUUAAAGUUCGUGAGCCAGCAAGUCGUUUGAGGCAAAUGGCUGAUGACCCAGAAUGCCUCUAUGCUCAAGUAAGAUGUUAGUGAUUUUAGAUUUAAAAAUUUUUUUUUUACAGGUUUCUAUGUAGUUAAUCUUUUUUAAAAAUACCUCAUGUACAAAAAUUACACCCGAAUGCGUGAAUGCAAUGCUUACACUUCCUCAACAGGAAACUCAAACUCGCACGCUUCAGCUAUUUUUUUUUUUU